AUGGACACCUCUGUGUUUCUGUGCCUCUUCAUUAUCCUGCUCACUGGGGUGUCCCCAGCACAGUGUGCCGGAGACGAAAGUUCUGCAUCCCAGACCUUGACCUACUCCUCUCCAGGCACAGCCAGCACUGUGGAGAAACCUAUUCUGCUGAACAAUGUUGGGGAUGCUGAAGCCUUCAUCAACGGUGCUGAGGUGGCAGUCAUUGGAUUCUUCCAGGAAGGGGAGAGCUCCGGAGCCUCUCAGUUUCGCCAGGUGGCCGGCCGGAUCCCCGAGGUGGCCUUCGGUCUCAGCACCAGCCCCGCCGUCCUCUCCCACUAUGGCGUAGCGCCCAACACCGUCACGCUCUUCCGCAUGGUAGACAAUGACCGUAAGGAUCUGGAUAUGAACAACAACGAUGUUGAUGCUGAGAAGAUGACUCGUUUCAUUCGGAUGAACGAGCUCCGCCUGGUGACAGAAUACAACCCUGUGACAUCAAUAGGUGUGAUGCAGAGUUCUCUCCAGCUUCACCUUCUCCUGAUCACAGACAAGAUGUCCCCAAAGCACUCCGAGCGAAUGCGCAAAUACCGGGCAGCAGCAGAGCUCUUCAAGGGGAAGAUUCUUUUUAUCCUCUUAGAUAGCAAUUUGAAAAGUAAUGAACGAGUAGUUUCAUUCUUCAAACUGAAGAAGUCCCAGCUGCCAGCUCUGGCUAUAUUCCAUGCACCAGAUGAGGAGCAGGAUGUGUUGACUCUGGAUGAAGUCUCCAUUGGGCACAUACAGGACUUCUGUAAUCGUUUCUUGCAAAGAAUGAAGAAGAAACAAGAUGAACCUCAGGAGAACACCCUCAAUGAGGAACUCUAAUACUUCCUCAGUCAACAGGAUGACUGCCCUGAGAGUCAUCUAUUUGAGGUGUAUGAAGAGUUCACUGAAUCCCACAGCUCAGGAAUUUCUGGGGUAGUAGGAUUAAGGGACCAAGUCAGUGAUGGACUCUCAUCUCCAUGCUAUGUACGUAUAUGCUGUCUGUCCUCUCUAGGAAUUUCUUCUCCCUUCUCAUUUGUUGACUCCAGUUCUGUUUUCUCAUUACUCCAGAAGUUCUAGUAUUGCCCUACAUUGUGUCCUUUCAUGCCACCUCUGUUGGAGCAAAGGGUGAUAUAGCAAAAUGGCAACACUGAAAAUAAAGCUUUUAGUUCCCAGAGAUCUGUUUCUCUCAUU
This is a messenger RNA of Calypte anna (Anna's hummingbird), 1188 nucleotides long. It is a transcript of the gene ERP27, whose product is annotated as endoplasmic reticulum protein 27. Gene Ontology annotation, biological process: response to endoplasmic reticulum stress; protein folding. The record is from RefSeq and is a predicted model, not a curated record. Gene Ontology annotation, cellular component: endoplasmic reticulum. The transcript is spliced from 7 exons. Lineage: Eukaryota; Metazoa; Chordata; Aves; Apodiformes; Trochilidae. The coding region runs from base 1 to 837 and encodes 278 amino acids.